UUCUUUUCUUGAAGCACCCAGUCAUAAGUGUGGUCUUCACUAGAUACACAUUGGUUGUGAUUUAGUUAUUUCGAUUAUUUAUAACAACAAUUCUAUCUCCUUCUCUACUCUACCAUGGCGAAUCUUACCUUAGAACUCAACAUCUACUCAGCAAAGGAUCUUGAAAAUGUCAACCUUAUCACCAAGAUGGACGUAUACGCCGUCGCUUCGAUCAUCGGCCACGAUUUCCAGAUUCACAAGGAGAGAACAGCCGUCGACAGAACCGGAGGAUCCGAGCCUACAUGGGAUCACGCCGUCAAGUUUUCCCUCGAUCAAAGGCUAGCCCGUGAAGGCCGUUUGACCCUCGUCGUCAAAUUGGUCUGCGAUCGGAUCUUGGGCAGCAAAGAUGUCGGAGAAGUCCAAGUCCCGGUUCUCGAGCUUCUCAUUUCGUCGCCGUCAUUUAACGGUGACGGCCAGGGGACGAGGAUGAGAUUCGUGACGUAUCAGGUGAGUACUCCGUGUGGUAAAGGUAAAGGCUCGUUGACUUUCUCGUACCGGUUCGAUACGAUGUCGUGUAACCCGGAUGUACCGGUAUCACCGGUUCAACCGAUUCGGAUUGGUACAUCGUAUAGUUUCCCGUCGACAAACUAUCUUCCGGCGUCUGUUGUAUACCCACCGUGGUCUCAGUCGCAAGAGUAUUCGGCACCGUCGUACCCGCACCAGCCGGUCACUGGUUAUCCGCCGCCGCAUCAUCACUAUGAUCAAGGCAUUAUGUAUCCGCCACCGCCUUCGUACCACCAAUUACAACAGUCACAGUCGUUUCAUGGUUAUCCCACGUCGUCUUCCGGAUACGCUCACGGUAGUCCUCCGAGGCCGAGGAAAAAUAAGAAAGGAGUUGGGCUUGGAACGAGAGCUUUGCUUUUGGGAGGAGCAUUGGGUGGGCUUUUACUCGAAAAUUUAGUGUCUGAUAUUGGCUUUGAUCUUCAAAACUUUUAACUGUGAGAACUGAUCAUGUUCUUUUUCAUAUGGUACUUGUCUUUGUGAUUUGAAUGAGCCAUCAGCAUUUAUGGUUCAUGUUGUGGUUGGUCUUACAUUUUGUCUGCAGUUAUUGUGACGGUCAUGAACUUUUUUUUUUUUUUGUAAAAAGACUUUUUCAUUAAAAUUAAAACAAAGUACAAGAUGUAAGGUGUGAUUUGUUA
Messenger RNA from Raphanus sativus (radish), 1178 nucleotides. Its product is annotated as protein SRC2-like. Gene Ontology annotation, biological process: defense response. The record is from RefSeq and is a predicted model, not a curated record. The transcript has a single exon. NCBI's taxonomy places the organism in Eukaryota, Viridiplantae, Streptophyta, Magnoliopsida, Brassicales, Brassicaceae. Bases 115 to 975 code for a protein of 286 amino acids.